GACGCCAUUGUUGAUGGAUGACACCAAUUCACGACGGAGGAACAAAAAUAUUGAAAUUGUGGCUUUAAUUGAAGCCUCGUGCACGAUACAUUUCCAAAAAAGCCCAAAAGACACACAAAAUGGAGACAGAAAACAGUGAAGAAUGUUCAAUUUGUCUCCAAAGCUACAUUCAACCUGCAAAACUGCCCUGUGGUCAUGUUUUUUGCUUCCUUUGCAUCAAAGGAAUCUCCGAUAAGUCGCCGCGCUGUGCGCUCUGUCGACAAGAAAUCAGUCCCGAAUUCCUCGAGAACCCAAAUCUCCUUGAAACAGCACAACAAAAGACAGAAACAGAUGAUCCGCGGUUCGUUUGGUAUUACGAAGGGAAGAAUGGUUGGUGGCAAUAUGACGAACGAACAUCGAGCGAAUUGGAAGAUGCGUACAUGAAAAAUCAACCGCAAUGCACAAUAUUGAUCGCAGGCAACGUUUAUGUCAUAGAUUUUUCCAUUUUGCAUCAGUGUCGCAUGAAUGACACUUCCAAACAUCGUCGAGUCAAGCGAGAUCUGAGUACGAGGCCCAAAAAAGGCGUCGGAGGCAUUCGACAAAAGCAUGGACCAACCAAUAAUUGAAUUUAUUUCUCAAAUUGUGUCAAGAAUUUUUCCAUUUUUAGAGUUAUUUUUGGAUUUUUUUGGAGAAUGUGCUCAAAAAAAUCGAAAAUUUGCUAAUUGCAAGACGAAGACUGUGAAUAAAAGUUAUAUAAAUAAAAAAAAUGUUG
This is a messenger RNA of Culicoides brevitarsis, 751 nucleotides long. RefSeq names its product E3 ubiquitin-protein ligase rnf146 (gene Rnf146). The transcript has 3 exons. Gene Ontology annotation, molecular function: zinc ion binding; ubiquitin protein ligase activity; poly-ADP-D-ribose binding. NCBI's taxonomy places the organism in Eukaryota, Metazoa, Arthropoda, Insecta, Diptera, Ceratopogonidae. Gene Ontology annotation, biological process: Wnt signaling pathway; ubiquitin-dependent protein catabolic process. The coding region runs from base 120 to 605 and encodes 161 amino acids. The record is from RefSeq and is a predicted model, not a curated record. Gene Ontology annotation, cellular component: cytoplasm; nucleus.